CUUGAGCAUUGCUUUGGGAACGGUGAUGCAACUAUGUUGGUUGACUUUUAACUGUUCUCUUGAUUAAACAUUCAAAUAUUUGUCCGUGAUGACUUUCUCAACCUUUGGAAUGAGAAUACUCUUUCACAGUUUUGUCUUUCACAUGAAAGGGGAAACAUUCAUCAGUGUAUUUCCAUUGGCAACCGUGUAUUAUAUCGAUUAAACACCUUAUUAUGUCAUUAUUUAAACUUCGUGAUAUUUGGUCAACUCAGGUGAAUAGAAACAGUUAUGAAGAUGAAUUCUGUUUGAAAUUAAGUCCAUUGCACAAUUUGAAUAAAUCUCAGUAUUUCAUUCUUGUUGGAACUUUCUCUGGUAUUCUAUCGAUCUUUCUACCUCGAGCUAGAGAAUGUGCCGCUGCUGCCGAUGGUGAUGAUGAUUUACUCUGUCAGUCACAACACUGUGAAGAUUUAUGUCUUGAAUACAACGUCGAACAACCUAUACUCUCAAUUGAUUGUGGUCGCCUUGUCACAGAAGUGGGCAGUCCAUAUCAACAGAUUGCAAUUCUUCAUCCACAAAUGUUAUCCGUAUACAACUUGACAAAGUCUGACAGCUCAGCUGAUGAAGACACGAAAUGCCCUGUCACCUUUUCAUUUGAUUCAUGGAAAUUAACCAAUCUUAUCAAUCAUAGAAUUGAAAAGAAUUCAUUUAAAAUGUUUCUUGGCAAAUUUAUUGAACACAUUCAAACAGAUGUGAUUUGUGUACAGAUGAUUGAUGCAUCGUUUUGUUUUUAUACUUUAUCAGGAGUACUGUUUAACAUAGUCUUGCCAGGCAUGCUUAUUAUACCAGGCCCUGUUGUUUUUCUUCAGUGCAACUAUACAAUGUUGACAAGUGCUUCAAGAAGCGUGUACUGUUUCAGUUUUACGCCUUCAAUUGGUGAAGACACCUCCUAUAUGCCAUGUGAUGUAAAUAAUAAUAAUAAUAGUAGUAAAAAUAUUCUAUUAAAUUGGUCUAUAGUUUUAGAAGAACCAAUAUUUAGUAUGGAGAAGAUUGAAGCAACAAGUAUAAGUGGGAGGCAUUUCCCCUUGUCGUAUAUUAUUGUUUUGGGUAGAAGACGGAUUAUUCUACUUUCAGAAUCUGGUUGUGUUUUGUUUACUCGACAAAUUGAUAUUCCACCGAAGCAUUUAUGUAUAUAUGGAUAUGCGGAGGUGGAUCCGCCUACUUCACAUGAAAACCCAUCAGUUAAUGAUAAUGUGAAAGCCAUGCCCACUUGGAAGCCACGUUUUCUAGUCACAACAGAGAAGAAUCAAUUGCUUGUAUUCAAAGGUAUAGAGAUAUUAUGGUCAGCAUUACUACCAAUAGGUUCACUUCACUGUUCUAUACCAAUAUCUCCGUUGGAUUCAUUCAAAUGUGGGGGAAAUACCCUUCCAACAGUAGGCAUAAACUUCCCACCGGGUUUGAUUGUUCUACUCAAUUCAAAUGGUCGACUUACUCUCUCCUAUCUUGGUACAGAUCCAUCGGAUUCAGUUGUUCCAAAUAUUUUAAAAACAAUACCUUAUAAAAAUGGUAAUAAUAAUAAUAGUAGUAGUACAAAUAUCGAAUUAAAUUCCACUAUCCAGGACCAAUUAACUAAUGAAAAUUUUAAUAAAGAAAUGAAUCAAUUGAAUGAACGGAUCAAUAAUUUAAUGAACACUAGUCAGUCAUCGUCUGCAUUACUUUCUAGCAAUAUUCAGCAUAAAGACAAUCAAGUUGAGAGCAACUGUGUUCCAAAACUGAAAGCAAACAUUCGUCUACCUUCAGAAUCAAUCAAUAAUGAUCAAAUUUGUUUUAUUGAUAUAAUUAUUGAAUUUCCUAAAAAGUAUGCUAGGAAACAAUUUACAUCUGUUCAUCUUUUAACUUAUUCCUGUCCACCAGUUGUAAUAAAUCCUAAUUAUAUUGAAAUUUCAAAUCCGCGCAAAAAUCAUGAUUUUGUUUUAAUGAAUCAAAUGCCUAAUUCACAUAGACAUGCGUACACGGUAACAUGUAACAUUGGAAAUAUUGAUAAUAAUAAUGAUAACGAUGAAGUAGACGAGAAUGCAGGGAGGUCAUUUCAACCUCCAUUAGAUAUGGUUGUGAUAUUAAUGCUUUAUUAUACUUUUACAUACACGAAAACUGAUCACAGUGAUAAUAAUAAUAGUAAUGAUAGCAGCAGCGUUUCUGGUGAUACUUCAUCUGUCUCUACUCAUUCCAUCUCAAAAUGUGUAAAACGAUGUAUAAAACUCCCUUUAAAUCUAUGUGCGACUUCUACUGUAGUGGAUAAACAUCAGGUGGAGGGAAGAUUUUCACUGUAUUUUCAAUUAUUAACGAAGUGUAAUAAUAAUAAUGAUUCAAAGAAUAUACAUCUAUCAAAUUUGUUUCCAAAUUUAUCGCCAAAAAAUUAUACUACUGAUUUAAAUGAUAGUAGUAAUGUGAAAAGCAAGAAAGAUAAUAAAACAAUGCGUGUUUCAUUUUGUGAAUUUAAAAACCCCGUUAAAUUUGAUUAUUGUGUGUAUAUUUCAGUAAACUGCAAAAAAUCUCUACUUAAACUACAGAGUAAUUAUUCUGAGAUAUUUUGGCCAAUUUUACAAGAAUUAAUCUACUACAAUACCUUUACAAAGAAACAUAAAAAUGAUUGUUUGAAUGGUGGCAGUAAUUUUUUCCCUGAUAACGAUUAUCUGCAUAUCGUAUUGUAUAGGAAAAAUUCCCCGGAAGAUAUGAACAAACAUCACAUUGCGGGAGGAGCAUCCUUGUCAGUGUUCAAUGAGUACGCUUCUCAAAUUGAACCACUCUUCAAUCAAUUAUCUGCUAAUUUAGAGGAUCAUGUAAAGAAACGGAUAGAAUUAGUUGAGGCGAUCGUUAAACUUACAGUACAAACCAAACACUUUCGUACUGUACAAGGAGAAGUUAUCAGUAGGAUCAAGAAUAGUCUGCCGAAUUGUUUAAAUGGAUUUGAUUUAUUACUGAAGAGGGAUUUAAAUAAUUUAUUGAAUAUUUGUGAUUUACUUGAACACCUAACAGGGGAACAUUUCCAGUCUGGUAUCUCUGUUAUAUCGCUGAUUGUUUUAUUAAGUUUUCUGUGUUUAUUUUGCAUAGAUUCAUCUUCUCAAACCGGGUCAUCUGGUUUUCCUUUAAGCUGUAAUCUAUCAAGUGUAGAGAAUUAUUUAGCUGUGUUAGAGCCAGCAAGUUUGGUCAGUCUGUUGAAUUCAACUGCGCUGUUAGAAAAUAUUCGAGGUACAGAGUUACCAUCUGAAAUGUCUGCAGGAAACUACCAUUUAGGUCUUGAAGAGUAUUUACAAGCAAAAAUCAAUUACCUUUUGGAAAUUAUUCAACUAAAGAAGGAAAAAACUGUGAAUGGUGAGAUCAGGAUGCCUCCGAUAGACGGCGGAGAAAAGCGGCAUUUAGGUGAUAAUCCAUUCGCGACUGUAAAAUCUAUUCAUGAACAAUUUUAUCAACUUUGUAAAUGUUUUACUUCUUGUAAUUAUAAAGAUAUAAUUCUGGCUUCCUCUGCUCAAUGACGUUAAAGUCGUAAUUUUUCUAAAAUAAAUCAGUUUGUUUUGUUUGAAUGACACGUCCU
Trichobilharzia szidati is the source of this 3568-nucleotide messenger RNA. Lineage: Eukaryota; Metazoa; Platyhelminthes; Trematoda; Strigeidida; Schistosomatidae. The record is from the annotation of a GenBank genome assembly.